Molecule: messenger RNA, 5468 nt
Organism: Callorhinus ursinus (northern fur seal)
Lineage: Eukaryota; Metazoa; Chordata; Mammalia; Carnivora; Otariidae
Gene: SIPA1L2
Product: signal induced proliferation associated 1 like 2
Biological process (GO): regulation of small GTPase mediated signal transduction
Cellular component (GO): cytoplasm
Molecular function (GO): GTPase activator activity; protein binding
Source: RefSeq, a predicted model, not a curated record
UACUCAAGGCCAGAUGUCUUAAGGAAUGCUCUUGAAAAGGACAGAGGUGUACAAAAUUAUUUCAGCAACUGAGAAGCAAGCUGGUUUUGGAGAAACCAUACUCUGAGGAUGUUGUUUGCUUUUGGUUAAAAAGAGAAAGUACGGCUGCAGAGGAAGGGCUUCAGGCUAAACGCGCAUUUAGGAUUGCACUGUAAAUAACAAUGUAAUUAGAUUCACCUCAGUCUUGCAGGUGAGACUUGGAGCUUCUUGGCUCCGCAGACAUGAGUGACCCGAGGCAGUCACAAGAAGAGAAGCACAAGCUUGGCAGAGCCUCUUCGAAGUUCAAGGAUCCUCCCAGAAUCAUGCAGUCUGAUGAUUAUUUUGCUCGAAAAUUUAAAGCCAUUAAUGGCAACAUGGGCCCCACCACUUCUUUAAAUGCCUCAAAUCCCACCGAGAGUGGUGGUCCGGCUAACGGUACCCCAGCUGUGCCCAAGAUGGGUGUGAGAGCAAGAGUAUGCGAGUGGCCUCCCAAGAAGGACUGCUCCAAGGAGCUAGCCUGCAAGGCACUGUGGGAAAGCCGGUCUCAGACCAGUUACGAAAGCGUCACGUCCAUCACACACAAUGGGCAAAACGACCAGAGCGAUGGUCAGCAAGAGGAACAGCUUGAUCUAGACUUUGUGGAGGCGAAGUACACCAUUGGAGACAUCUUUGUUCACUCUCCUCAAAGAGGACUGCACCCCAUAAGACAGAGAAGCAAUAGUGAUGUCACCAUCAGUGACGUCGACGCUGAAGACGUCUUAGACCAAAACGCAGUGAACCCCAACACCGGGGCCGCCCUCCACCGCGAGUACGGAAGCACAUCUUCCAUUGACCGGCAGGGCUUAUCUGGUGAGAACUUCUUUGCGAUGCUCAGAGGGUACCGCGUAGAGAAUUACGACCACAAAGCAGUGGCCCCUUUUGGGUUCCCUGAGUUUUUCCCCUGCGAUCCUGCAAUCUCUCCCAGCCUCCAUGCAGCAGCACAGAUUUCUAGAGGAGAAUUUGUCCGCAUCUCAGGAUUAGACUACAUGGACAGUGCCCUCCUCAUGGGGAGAGACAGGGACAAGCCUUUCAAACGGAGGUUAAAGUCGGAGUCGGUGGAAACAUCCCUCUUCCGGAAGCUGCGGACUGUUAAAAGUGAACACGAAACUUUCAAGUUCACGUGUGAUCCGGAAGACGGUCGUCUGGAGCGGGGUGUUCGCCCUUGGAAUUGUCAGCGGUGUUUUGCACAUUAUGAUGUCCAGAGCAUUUUGUUUAAUAUCAACGAAGCCAUGGCAACGAGGGCCAACGUGGGGAAGCGGAAAAACAUCACCACCGGGGCCUCGGCAGCAUCCCAGACUCAGAUGCCAGCAGGCCAGACGGGCACCUGUGAGUCCCCUUUGGGGAGCAAGGAGGAUCUCAACUCCAAGGAGAACCUGGAUGCUGAUGAGGGUGACGGGAAAAGCAACGAGCUGGUCCUGAGUUGUCCGUACUUUCGGAAUGAGACCGGCGGGGAAGGUGACCGGAGGAUCGCCCUCUCUCGGGCCAGCUCGUCAUCGUUCGGUUCCGGGGAAGGCUGCUCCUUCGAGUCCUCUCUGAGCUCCCACUGCACAAACGCAGGCGUCUCCGUCCUGGAAGUGCCCAGAGAAAACCAGCCCAUUCACAGGGAGAAAGUGAAGCGCUACAUCAUAGAGCAUAUUGACCUUGGGGCCUACUAUUACCGCAAGUUCUUCUACGGGAAAGAGCACCAGAACUACUUUGGAAUCGAUGAAAACCUUGGCCCGGUGGCUGUCAGCAUCCGGAGGGAGAAGGUGGAAGACGCCAAGGAGAAAGAGGGGUCCCAGUUCAAUUACCGAGUGGCCUUCAGGACGAGUGAGCUGACAACCCUGCGAGGGGCAAUUCUAGAAGACGCCAUACCCUCUACCACCAGGCAUGGUACCGCACGGGGACUACCUCUCAAAGAAGUUCUGGAGUACGUCAUUCCAGAGCUGAGCAUUCAGUGCCUGAGACAGGCUUCGAACUCACCCAAGGUCUCGGAGCAGCUGCUCAAGCUGGAUGAACAAGGGCUGAGCUUUCAGCACAAGAUCGGGAUCCUUUAUUGCAAAGCAGGCCAGAGCACCGAGGAGGAGAUGUAUAACAAUGAGACAGCGGGACCAGCUUUUGAAGAAUUCCUUGAUCUUCUGGGCCAGCGAGUCCGGCUGAAAGGAUUUACCAAAUACCGAGCUCAGCUAGACAAUAAAACUGAUUCUACAGGAACUCACUCCCUCUACACCACAUACAAAGACUAUGAAGUCAUGUUCCAUGUGUCCACCAUGCUGCCCUACAUGCCCAACAACAGACAGCAGCUUCUGAGGAAAAGGCAUAUCGGAAAUGACAUUGUGACCAUUGUCUUCCAAGAGCCCGGAGCACUUCCUUUCACUCCAAGAAGCAUCCGGUCCCACUUCCAGCACGUCUUUGUCAUCGUCAAAGUGCACAACCCAUGCACCGAAAACGUGUGUUACAGUGUUGGAGUUUCUAGAUCAAAAGAUGUACCACCAUUUGGUCCACCAAUUCCCAAAGGAGUAACUUUUCCAAAGUCAGCAGUAUUUCGGGACUUCCUCUUAGCCAAAGUGAUCAAUGCAGAAAACGCAGCCCAUAAGUCAGAGAAGUUUCGAGCCAUGGCCACUCGAACGAGGCAAGAGUACUUGAAGGAUCUGGCGGAGAACUUUGUCACAACUGCCACUGUGGAUACCUCUGUGAAAUUCAGUUUCAUUACACUGGGUGCAAAGAAGAAGGAGAAAGUGAAGCCAAGGAAGGAUGCCCAUCUGUUCAGCGUCGGAGCAAUCAUGUGGCACGUAAUAGCUCGGGACUUCGGCCAGUCUGCUGACAUUGAGUGUCUUCUUGGGAUUUCCAAUGAGUUCAUAAUGUUGAUUGAAAAGGAUUCCAAGAACGUUGUAUUUAACUGUUCCUGCAGGGACGUCAUCGGGUGGACGUCUGGAUUAAUGAGUAUCAAAGUGUUUUACGAGAGAGGGGAGUGUAUCCUUCUGUCCUCCGUGGAUAAUUGUGCUGAAGACAUCAGGGAAAUUGUCCAGCGAUUAGGAAUAGUGACUCGAGGCUGCGAGACCAUGGAAAUGACCCUGAGGAGGAAUGGGCUGGGCCAGCUUGGCUUCCACGUGAAUUUUGAAGGAAUCGUUGCAGACGUGGAACCUUUUGGCUUUGCCUGGAAGGCUGGCCUUCGCCAAGGGAGCCGCCUCGUGGAGAUCUGCAAAGUGGCCGUGGCCACUCUGACCCACGAGCAGAUGAUCGACCUGCUCCGGACUUCCGUGACCGUGAAGGUAGUCAUCAUCCAGCCCCACGAUGAUGGCUCACCCCGGAGAGGGUGUUCAGAGCUCUGCCGGAUCCCCAUGGUGGAAUACAAGCUGGACAGUGAAGGCACCCCGUGUGAGUACAAAACGCCUUUCCGGAGGAACACCACAUGGCACCGUGUGCCCACCCCGGCCCUGCAGCCCCUGGCCCGGGCCUCCCCGGUCCCCGGCACACCCGACCGACUGCAGUGUCAGCAGCUGCUACAGCAGGCCCAGGCUGCCAUCCCUCGAAGCACCUCCUUCGACCGGAAGCUGCCCGAUGGCACCAGAAGUUCACCCAGCAACCAGUCAUCCUCCAGCGACCCCGGGCCUGGCGGCAGCGGACCCUGGAGACCACAAGCGGCGUAUGACGGAUGCCACUCUCCUCUGCUGCUCGAGCACCAGGGCGCGGGCCCUUUGGAGUGUGAAGGAGCCAGGGAGCGGGAGGACAGCCUGGAAGGAAGCAGGCACCUGGAAACCAAAUGGCAUGGCCCGCCCUCCAAGGUCCUGAGUUCCUACAAAGAAAGAGCCCUGCCGAAGGAUGGAAGUUGCAAGGACUCCCCCAAUAAGCUUUCCCACAUUGGAGACAAAAGUUGCUCCAGUCACUCCAGCAGCAACACGCUCUCAAGUAACACGUCCAGCAACAGCGACGACAAGCAUUUUGGGUCUGGGGACCUGAUGGACCCAGAGCUGCUGGGGCUGACCUACAUCAAGGGGGCCUCCACGGACAGCGGCAUCGACACGGCCCCCUGCAUGCCCGCCGCGGUCCUGGGCCCCGUGCACCUGGCGGGCAGCAGGUCGGUGAUCCACAGCCGCGCCGAGCAGUGGGCCGACUCGGCCGACAUCUCAGGGCCCGACGAUGAGCAGGCGAAGAUGUUCGCGGUGCACAGCUACGCGCCGGCCAUCUCGGCAGGCAGCGCGGCCGACGGCAGCAUGGGUGACCUCAGCGAGAUCUCGUCUCAUUCCAGUGGUUCACACCAUUCAGGAAGCCCCUCAGCUCACUGUUCCAAAAAUAGUGGGUCUCUGGAUACAUCCAAAGUCUACAUCGUGUCUCACAGCAGUGCCCAGCAGGUCCCUGGGUCCGUGUCCAAGCCCUACCACAGGCAAGGGUCAGUGAGCAAGUACGUCAUCGGCUGGAAGAAAUCGGAGGGCAGCCCACCACCUGAGGAGCCCGAAGUGACUGAGUGUCAGGGGCUGUAUGGCGAGAUGGAUCUCUUGUCGGCAGCAGCUCAGCAGACCGUGGUGGGGGAUGCUGCUUCAGAAACUCAACACGUGCUGUCCAAAGAAGACUUCCUGAAACUGAUGCUUCCGGACAGUCCCUUAGUGGAGGAGGGGCGAAGGAAGUUUUCGUUCUAUGGGAACCUGUCUCCGCGACGAUCACUGUACCGCACCCUCUCGGAUGAGAGCAUAUGCAGCAAUCGGAGGGGGUCUUCCUUCGGCAGUUCGCGAAGUUCAGUACUUGACCAGGCCCUGCCCAACGACAUUCUGUUCAGCACCACCCCACCCUACCAUAGCACGCUGCCCCCCCGGACCCACCCUGCGCCCAGCAUGGGGAACCUGAGAAAUGAGUUCUGGUUCUCCGACGGGUCCUUAUCGGAUAAGUCCAAGUGUGCAGAUCCUGGCCUGAUGCCCCUCCCGGACACGGCCACGGGCUUAGAUUGGUCCCACCUCGUGGACGCGGCGCGGGCAUUUGAAGGUCUUGACUCAGAUGAAGAACUUGGGCUGCUCUGUCACCACGCGUCCUAUCUCGACCAGAGAGUGGCGUCCUUCUGUACUCUGACCGAUAUGCAACAUGGGCAGGACCUGGAAGGCGCACCAGAGCCGCCUUUAUGUGUAGACCCAGGCAGCGGCAAAGAUUUUAUGGACACAACUGGGGAGCGGUCUCCAUCCACACUGACCGGAAAAGUCAAUCAGCUGGAGUUGAUUCUUCGACAGCUGCAGACUGACCUUCGGAAGGAGAAGCAGGACAAGGCGGUCCUCCAGGCCGAAGUGCAGCACCUGCGCCAAGACAACAUGCGGCUGCAGGAGGAGUCGCAGACGGCCACCGCGCAGCUGCGGAAGUUCACCGAGUGGUUCUUCAACACCAUCGACAAAAAGUCUUAACCCGGCCCUGGCCCGCGGGGGGGAGCCUCGGGGAGACGCCCCGCACCC